Molecule: messenger RNA, 1154 nt
Organism: Leptopilina heterotoma
Lineage: Eukaryota; Metazoa; Arthropoda; Insecta; Hymenoptera; Figitidae
Exons: 3
Coding region: 409-948 (179 amino acids)
Source: RefSeq, a predicted model, not a curated record
AAAAGUUAUAUCUAGGGAUGUAACAGUCCUCCCUCCUUAGAUUAUUUAUCGUCUCGAUGAAUCUUAAAUUUCGAAGAAUUUUACAAUGCAUUGUUUGGUGUAAUCUGAUCUGUUCAAGUUUUUGAAAUAAUGAAAAUGUGCUCGAACGUUGUUUUGUCUAGUUAUAUUAAUUUUAUCUUUAUGUUUAUAAUUGUGUGACAUUGUGUUGAUGUAGUGUUUAGAAUGAAAACGUGCAAUGUAACUUUUAUUCGUAUUUCUGAGGUAAGUAGUUUUUGAUCCUUUUUGAACUUUGUCUUCUUUCGUCGUCAUACAAGUAUUUCUUAUAAUCAUCAGUUUUCACAACCAUGUGACUUUAUACAGUUUCUUCUUGGGGAGUGUCCUAAGUUAGUUUCUAUUACAUAUUCGACAAUGGAAGAUCGUUGUUCUUCAUCGGCAUCCACCAUUAUUUUUACAAAAGAAGAAGACGGAACUAUUUCUACUACUACUCCAGGUGGCUCUUCUUCAUUGAAUAAUGCAGCAUCGGAGUCUUCUUGUGAACUAAACAAUUUUCUGCACAAAAUAAAUGCUAUUUCGAUUUCUCUAAUGCACCAUUUGCAAAUUGUGGAGAACAUUGAGGAAAUUGGGCUUGUGGAUGUGAAGCGCAAAAGAGGUCGUCCAAGUAAGGCUUCUCGAUUCCGGUUACAAAAUUUAAAAAUGAUUCGACAAUCACAAUUAGAUCAAGCAAAAAGGGAAGGCAAGGAGGAAGCCUUUGAAUUGAACCGGAUUAUUACCAACUUUAUGUGGAAUUUUCCUGACGUUGUAGAUUCCUUAACUUCAACUUCUAAUACAACAGGGGAAGAAUUUUCACGUUGUAAAUUCUGCAUCUGUGGUCGAAUUUAUCCUCCAACAUACUUGUAUGGGAGUUGCUUUUGCGGCGAGCUGUUGGCGGAUCGUUCGGAAGAAGAUUAAUUGGUUUCUCCAUUUUUUUUUGUUUGUGUUGUUUAAUAAUUUGUGUAUGAGUUUCAUUUUUAAUCACUUUUACUUAUUGGCUAAACUGACAGAAUUUUGUUUCUUAAGUGUAUUUGAUAUAUUGUAUUUUACAUCGUCUUAAAACUAAUUAUUUUAUUUUUUUGGGCACCUGAUAUCAUUAAUGUUUUAAUGUGUAUUAAAUAAAU